Molecule: messenger RNA, 1005 nt
Organism: Tetrahymena thermophila SB210
Lineage: Eukaryota; Ciliophora; Oligohymenophorea; Hymenostomatida; Tetrahymenidae
Exons: 1
Source: RefSeq, a predicted model, not a curated record
CAACUAAAUAUUAGCAUAUAAAAAGCAAUUGAGCAAAAAGUUACUAAGUUAAUAAAAACAAUUAGAAUAUAAUUAAACAUGGGAUUUUGGACUGAUAAAGAUAAAUAAGAAAACUAAAAUAGUUAAGGAUAGAACUUUUAAUAGGAUAGUUAGUUCUUUUCUAACCAAUUUAGUACAUUUAGACAAUGCAAAAAUGAUCCUAAUGAUAAGAAGUUUUUGAUAUGCAAAAAUAUUACUUAAGAAUAUAAAGAUGGCUAAUUUGAAACAAAAGAAAGCGAAGAAGAAAGAAUUCCAGCUGAUUAAUUCUAUAAUAAUAUGUCAAAUCCAUUUUAGGGUAUAAGUCCAUUUUUUGGAAUUAUGGAUAGUUUACUAAAUAACACUUUCAAUUCAAUCAAGCAUGAUUUCGAAAGUUUAGAAAAUAAUAUGCAAUAGUAAAAAGAUGAUGGUUUCUUUGGUAGAAUCAAAUCUUUCUUUAACGAUGAUACUUUCUAAAAAGACGUAUAAAACUAUUAUAAAUCCUUUUAGAGUAAUUUACAAAGAGAUUCGAACAAUAAUUAACAGGAAAAUAAUCCUUAGCAAUUGUUUAAGCAAACUUUUUCUAGAAGUUCAAGUUCUAGAAGUUGUAAAUAGGAUCCUGAAGAUGAAUAAUUUUUAAUUUGCACUACAACAACUAAAAAAAAUAUCGAUGGAUAAGAAUCAACUGAAGUUAAUGAAGAACGUGUCCCUAAAAGGUAAAAUUUCAACUAAAACAGUGUUGAAGACAUUUUUAAAGAAAUAAAUGUUCCUGGCUUAUUCUUUUAAUCGCCAUUAUUUAUGCCAUUUCCUAAUAUGGGCCAAAAUGUAGAUCCUUUCGCAGCAAAUUCUAAUUUUAAUAACUAAAGCUAAGAAUAAAGAUAAAAUGAUAAUUUUUCUAGAAAUUCAAGAUAGAAUUCUGAGAAUAAUUAUAAAUAUCCUCAAUAUGAAGAAAAGAAACCCAAACAACAAAGUGGUAUUUAUGAUCUCUGA